Messenger RNA from Lathyrus oleraceus (garden pea), 1626 nucleotides. RefSeq names its product protein REVEILLE 2. The record is from RefSeq and is a predicted model, not a curated record. The transcript is spliced from 6 exons. Gene Ontology annotation, molecular function: DNA binding. Bases 103 to 1392 code for a protein of 429 amino acids. NCBI's taxonomy places the organism in Eukaryota, Viridiplantae, Streptophyta, Magnoliopsida, Fabales, Fabaceae.
AGAAUCGCACCACGAGUGUGACACUGUUUAAAAUUAUCCACAAAAUGAUUCUGUUGGAUGCGUUUUUGUUCAUCCACCGAUUAAAAAAAUAAAAUAAAACUCAUGUUCAACAAAAUCACGACACGACUUCACCACAACAUCCUACGUGAGCCACAAGAUUCAUUCAACUUCUCCACUUUUCCAUGUCGGACUCCGACGAUUUCAUUUCUUCUUUCUCACUUUUCAAUCUACAUCUCACGUGUCUUUCUUUCACUCUCACACUCACACAUUUCACUUACAACUCUUCAAUCUACACUUCUUCUCAUCAAUUCUGUCCAGGAACAACCUAAGUUGAAAACAGUUCUAACAAAGAUGAAAAAGGAUCAAGAUGGAUUAACUAGAGUUUCUUUGAAUUCUGGAUCACAUUCUGUUACACAUAUUCAACUCAGCAAUCAGUUAUCUUGGGCGAAUGACUAUGCUCUUAAGAUAAGGAAACCAUAUACUAUAACAAAACAAAGAGAAAAAUGGACAGAUGAAGAACAUAAGAAGUUCCUUGAAGCGUUAAAGCUGUAUGGCCGCGCCUGGCGACGCAUUGAAGAACAUGUUGGUACAAAGACUGCGAUCCAGAUUCGAAGUCAUGCUCAGAAGUUUUUCUCUAAGGUUCUUCGCGACAAAAGUGAGAGCAUUACAAACACUAAGGAGUCUAUCAAAAUUCCUCCUCCAAGACCGAAACGUAAGCCUAUGCAUCCUUACCCUCGCAAGCGGGCUGAGACGGCCGGUAGUAAAGAAAUUUCUGUCGCGAAAAAGGAAGUGAAUUGUAAUUCUCUAAGGACAUCAGAUUUUGAUCAAGAAAAUCAAUCUCCAAAAUCAGUAUUACCUACACCCGGUUGCGAAAGCCUUGGUUCGUCGGAUUCAGAUACACCAAAUGGAAGUUUGUCUCCAAGAUCUUCGAUUAGCUGCGUCUGCGCAAGUGUUUCCACGCCUGCUGAAUUCAAAACACAAUCAGAGGAAGAAGCUGGACUAGAUGCUGAUUCACCUCCUGAUGAGAAACCUCUUAUGAAACCUGAGAUUCUCCCCGACGAAAGUGUUUCUGCAAAAGAAAGCAUAGCAGAAGAAUCGUCUCUUCGAAGUCUUAAACUUUUUGGGACGACUCUAUUUGUAAAAGAUACUCGCAGACCAUCUUCUCCAACAAUCGAGGCAUGCGAACCAAUAAUACCGCUUGACAAACACGUAAGCAAGGGUGAACAAGAAUCGGAUUGUCUUGGCAAUAGUUCACUAUGUGAAACUUCAGCCAUAUCUCAGUUAAGAGUGAGAGUGAGACGCGAAACAUGCGGAAAAGGGUUUGUGCCUUAUAAAAGGUGCAUGUCAAAGAAGGAAAACCAGUCUUCAUCUGCAACAGCUGAUGAAAGAUAACAGAAAAACAUUCACCUUUUGUCUGUUUGGUAACUCUAUAUCACGGUGAUACCGCGCGUUAGGGGCGAAUGGUGAAGACGCGAUAAAUAGAUAUCCUGCUACCAUUCUAACAUAAGCUACAAAAUUUGACAUUUCUGUUCAAAUUUCCAAAGCUUCCUUUUGUAAUUUUUCACACUUUAAACUGUGAAUUGUCUUACAAUUCUAAAUGCUCAGUAAAAGUAAUUGUUGAAGUUA